GAUUGACCUUCAAGGGUCGAGUGCUCUAGGUCGGUCUCCGCAUGGCUAGAGGACUAAUUGAGAACAUGGUCUCUGAAGCCCUGGUGGGUCUUGAUCUGGUUUUCACGAGUGACGUAUCUUCGCAAUAUUCUUCAGCUCUCUCGUCUGGGUUUUCAUUUCUUUCCAUAGACUUGUUUCAUCCAAAAUCAAUUGUUGAAGAUCUGUCAGUUACCUCUGGUGGUCCUGAUCCACGUUCUGACCUUGCCUACGAAAAAAAUGGCAAAAGCAUCACGAAGUCGUUGGUAGGUAAGGUAUCGACGACGAUUGAUGUUGAUGCUGACAUAAUAUCCAUCCGUCAAUCUAGUGCUCAACUAUUAAUGAAGGAACUUAGUUGGGCUGCACAUCUAGGCUUGCCUGCCGUUAUCAUCAGAGUUAAUCGCCCAACCAGUCCUAAUCUGGCCAGGUUACUAAUAAAUUUUAUACGUGGAGAAUAUACCCCAAUUAAGAUAUGGCUAGUAUUUCCAAUGGUAAUCAAUUUCAACAGCUCUAAUGAAAUGAGUAAAGUGGAGAACAAGGAAUCAACACCGGAUGAAUUAUCAUUCUGUUCACCCUGGCACUGGUGGCUAAAUCUAUCUACCAUGACAGCUGAUAUCUCAGACGCUCUUGGCAUUGUUCUUGAGAUACCAAAUGACCUACCCAAUGAGUCAGUGAUUUCAAGAUGGUUUAGUGAGCCUGUGGUUUGUUUGUUGAUUGAUACACAGCUGUUCCUGACCAAUUCCAAGGGCUACCCUGUACUACCAAAGAGUCAUCAGUAUAUCAUCAACCGGUUCUUUAAGCUGAAUGUACAAAUUAUACUGACUGGUGCCUGUCGAAAUGAUAAAGGUUAUACAGCCUAUCAACAAUAUAUUGCAUGGCUUUGGCAAUCUCAAGAUGCUCCUGAUUUGUAUGAAGAACAAUCAAAGGGAUUAGAAGAUCAAUUACAGGAACCUUUGCAACCACUUCGUGAUAACUUAUCUUCUACAACAUAUUCGAUUUUCGAAAUGGAUCCGUUUAAAUAUCAAGCGUAUGAAACUGCAAUUUACAAAGCUCUUUGCGACCGUUUAUCUAAAUAUAAUGAAUCGAAUACAGUUAAAGAAAAAUGUCUUACAAAGCCUUCACAAUCAUCACAAAGUAAAGAGCAUUUAAAUGCUUUUAUCAAUCAUAAUUCAAAUAUUUGUCAAGUAGUUAUGGUAUUGGGUGCAGGUCGUGGUCCCCUUGUCAAUGCGACUAUAAAUGCUGCUGAAAGAGCUCAAUGUAAAGUUCGGAUAUAUGCAAUUGAAAAAAAUCCAAAUGCAUUGUGUACAUUACGUUCUAGGAUAAAUCAUGAAUGGCAAGGAUUAGAUGUACAACUAAUUGAAGGUGAUAUGCGUAAUUUAAAAACACCAGAAAAAGCUGAUAUAUUUGUCAGUGAACUACUUGGUUCAUUCGGUGAUAAUGAAUUAAGUCCAGAAUGUUUAGAUGGUGCACAACCAAUGCUAAAAGGUAAGUAUUUCUUUUGACUGUGUCAGAUUAAAUAUUUUAUUCUAAAAUAAUCAUAUGUUCUUCUUAUAUGCUUCUACUGUCUAUUUUUUCUUGACUAUGAUACUUCACACUUAUCUUCCUAAUUAAAACAAGAAUUUACGGUGAAUAAUACAUAUUUCAAUAAGCUGAACAACAAAAAUACCCGUAGUAAAAGCAUUGAUGUAUUUUUGUAAUUUAUAUAGAAAUGUUGUUGCAUUUCGACUUAUCCACUAGCACUGAUUGGUUAAGAAUGGAUCAAUCAGUUCGUUCGUAUUUUCGUUUGAUCAGUACAUGCGAUUGUCAGGCUGUGUACUGUUAACAAUUCCCUGUUCAAUGAUUCUUCACUUGAUCCCAUUUCUCAAUGUUUGUGUAAUAAUACUUUAGGAAUCACAUUUAUCCACUUUACAGUAAAGAGUACUUAAUACUCAUCUAAAUAAUUUGAGCGGAUUUCGAUUCAUUUUACUCAGUAAUCAUAGUUGGACUUUGUUAUAACUUUAAGUUGGGUUGAUUUUUACCCUGUGCUAAUUGUUGUGUCCUUGACUGAAGAGAUUAGAGAGCAGCGUAUUUAUCGAUCGAUCCAACAACACGUAAACACGUACGGACGGCCUAGAGUCUCGAUUGGUCCCACUUCCCUAUCUAGCCCAGUCAGUUGAGUCCAGAACACAAGUCACAGCCUCCUUAGAUAUGAAUCAUUGUAUUUCAGACAUACUCUAUUUAUAUACUAACCAAACAUACCACAUCGUACCAUAAAAAUAGAAAACAACAUUUGUACAAUAUUUAACGGAUGAAAUAAAUAAUGGCCAAUAGAAAAUGUCCAUUUAACGUCCAAGGACAUCACUAGACUUAACAUGAUAAUGAUUGGCACAUUAUUCUGCAUCCAUAACAGACUUCAAUAUUGAAUAUUGAUGUUGUAGUCCUAAAUAUUUAUUAGUUUUUAAAUUUGCAUUUUUAAACAUUUGGUAAGUCGAACAAGAUCGCCUUCAUCGAUUACUUAGUAAUGAAAUUAAAUGCAAAGCCUUUUAACAAGUAUUCCUUUCUGAUUUGUAACUAAUUUUUAAAACUAUGUCCAUCAUAUCAAACUUUUACAUGAUAUGAGUUUUCCUCGGAAGAGAAAUUGUUAUAAUUUUAACGCUUUAAUCACUCGAUUACAAACCUUUCUGCUGAAUGCACUAAACAAUCACGAAUACACUAUGUGAAUGUCACAGAAUUAUUUAUUACAAAAAAAAACAACAAUGAAAUAUGAUAAAAAUUAUUUCUCAUUUUACUAGAUUAGUUCAUUAUA
Molecule: messenger RNA, 2800 nt
Organism: Schistosoma mattheei
Lineage: Eukaryota; Metazoa; Platyhelminthes; Trematoda; Strigeidida; Schistosomatidae
Source: the annotation of a GenBank genome assembly